Messenger RNA from Branchiostoma belcheri (Belcher's lancelet), 2016 nucleotides. Its product is annotated as procollagen C-endopeptidase enhancer 2-like. Lineage: Eukaryota; Metazoa; Chordata; Leptocardii; Amphioxiformes; Branchiostomatidae. The record is from RefSeq and is a predicted model, not a curated record. The transcript is spliced from 5 exons. Bases 378 to 1466 code for a protein of 362 amino acids.
CAGGGCGUUGAUAGUAGUCAACCUCCUUUCGUGUCGUGUUUGCACAGGCCACGGUUCUGAAUGCAAAGGUCAGCCGCGGGUCCUGGCGACCGUGCGCAGGGCAGUGCGCAGGAGUGUGGGCCGCCAUGUUUGCUUAGGUAGUCAGUUGCCAUUGUAGUUAAGCGUGUAUAUUGAAUCACGACACAUCGCGUUCAUUCCUAAGGACAAUAGCCUAUAAAAAGGAAAAGGCGUGGACGCGAAACUCAUACAGGAGAAAGACCUGUAUAUUUUUCUUUCCUCGAAGGCGAAGUCAGCCCGCGCGCGGUCUUCUUAAGAAAGUUUUCAAUCUUGACCUGACCUUUGAAAUAUCUUACAUAAGAACGGCAAAAAGGACCACCAUGGCGAGGGUUACGUUUCUCAUUUGGUGUCUUUUUGCGGUUUUUCAAGCCGGUAGCAGUGCUGAUUCGGGUUGCGGUGGCCCCCGUGAGCUCACCGCGGGAAGCGGGACGUUUUCCUCGGCCAACUACCCUUCCCCCUACCCGGUCAACCUGACCUGCGAGUGGCUCAUCUCAGCCGGGCCGGGCAAGGUCACCAUGCUGCAGUUCACCACCAUGGACGUAGAGGGCGGUUUUCGUCCAAACGAAUGUCCCUACGACUCCGUGAAGGUGUACGAUGGCGGGGAUGCCAGCGGCCCGCCCCGGGGGCAGUACUGCGCGACCAACAUACCGCCGCCGGAUCUGGUGUUCUUCGGCGACGCUUUUGUCGUGUUUACGUCGGAUGAAAGGAACACCAGGCCUGGGUUCUCGGCCUGUUAUUCUACUUCAACACCGCCAGCACUGCCGACACCAUGUGGCAAUGUUGGAACACAGGCACCAACACCCCCGCCUCUCAGACCUGUCACCGCCUGGGUGGAGUCAGGCUGCGGCGGCCCACGCGACCUCAGCGGCCCUAGCGGUUCCUUCUCAUCACUGCAGCACCCUGCCAACUACCCCCACUCCCACCACUGCGAGUGGCUCAUCACCGUGGACCCCGGCAUGGUCGUCACGCUGACGUUUGACGUGUUUGACGUCGAGCAUCACGACACGUGCUCGCGUGACAGCGUCCUGGUGUACGACGGCCCGAGCACCUCGGCGGGGCUGAUCGGGGAGUACUGCGGGAACGUCCCGCCCAGGAGGAUCGUGUCGUCCGGGGAGCAGCUCUACGUCAUCUUCAACACAGACGACGAGAACGCCUCGACCGGAUUCUCAGCCAGUUUCCUAGCAGCGGAUCCAAGUCAAGUGACGGAUCUGCCAACAACCACAAGCAAAAUUCACGUGACAACGACAGGUGGCAGUCACGUGACUAAGACUACAUCUCAGCGGCCAAUAGCAGAUCCCACAACUGAAGGAAAUAAUCCAGCUGGGGGAGCGAGUAGCAGUUUCCAGGCUACCCACAUCGCCUGGAUGGUCGUGAUGCGGGUCGUGUUGAUGUUCUUACAAAGUAUCUAAAGUAGACUAGCUUUAAUAAGGUGUUUGCACUCACGUGACUAUGACGUAAGAAUUGUCCGCCAUAUUGGAUGGUUGAAAUCUUGUCAGGUUAAUCUAAAUUUGUAGUAUUUUGUAGUAUGAUUUAAAGUAAUUACAGUCAGGUAGUUUCAUGCACAUUAAACACACCAUUCAAGGUAGUUACAUAUUAUAAACAUUAUUCAACUUAUACUGGUCUAAUUUCUACGGUUCACCUACAAAUAUGGCGACUGUGACGUCACGUUCAAACGCCCUAGCGGGGUUGUACGAAUAACAUCGAUUCUAUUUUAACACACUAUUCUUGAAUGACCAUUGACUGCACUACAGCCCUCAUUUUUGAGACGUGAGCACUUUAGGGGGGCUUCUGUAGUGUCAAGAGGUUUUUAUGGUUUGUCUUUAUGUAUGUAUCAUUUUCAUAUUUGUGUUGUUUAGCUCUUAAUUCUCAGUUCAAGUUCCUAUUUUCUAUAUAAUUAUGUUGUUACUUUUUAUCUAGAUGCUGUACAUAUUAGAGUUUUUCCAACACUUCCAUAGAUCU